GAUGUGCUCUGCAGGACACUGACCUGCUGCAGACGACGCAGUGUCCCCUGUGUCCACUCGCUGCUUUACAACGAUACAGAAACGCUGCCCUCUGUUUUAUAAAGGAUUUAAAGCCUCAGCAGAUCAGGCAUCAUGAAGUUGUGGACAUGUCUAGGAGCUCUCUGGAUCCUCUCUAUCUGCUCAGUUCAGGCUGCCGUAGACAUCUGCAGCGCUAAGCCCAAAGACCUGCCUCUGCAGCCGGUCUGCAUCUACCGCAACCCAAACGUGCACGAUCAUGAAGCAGCACCAACCGAGAAACCCGCUGUGAAGGUCCUGGAGAAAGCCUCAGAAAAAGCCCACGGGAAGAUGCUAGAGAAGAUCCCAGAGUCCACCAACCCUCGAGUGUAUGAGCUGUCCAAAGCCAACGGCCGCUUCGCCCUGUCCCUCUUUAAGCAGCUCUCUAAGGGAAAACCUCAUGAAGAAAACAUCUUCAUGUCCCCCCUCAGCAUCUCCACGGCCUUCGCCAUGACCAAGCUGGGGGCCUGCAAUAGCACACUGGAGCAGAUCAUGAAGGUCUUCGAGUUCGACACUAUAAAGGAGAAAACGUCAGAUCAGGUUCACUUUUUCUUCGCUAAGCUGAACUGUCGCCUCUACCGCAAAAAACACAACACUGUGGAGCUGGUCUCGGCCAACCGCCUGUUCGGAGAGCAGUCCCUGAACAUCAACGAGAACUUCCAGAACAUCAGCGAGGUCGUCUACGGGGCCAAGCUGAUGCCACUCAACUUUAAGGAGAAACCUGAAAUAUCGAGACUGAAAAUCAACCAGUGGAUCUCUGAGAAGACUAAAGGUAAAAUAAACGACACUCUGCCGCAGGGAUCAAUAGACGCCACUGCUGUAAUGGUCCUGGUGAACACCAUCUACUUUAAGGGCCAGUGGAAGAAUAAGUUUGACAAAAAGGAUGUCAUGUCGUUACAAUUCCAUGUGAGCUCUACAAAGAAGUGUCAGGUUCACAUGAUGUACAAGGAGGCAAAGUUCCAGUAUAAGAAGUUUCCAGAGGAUAAGGUGAAGGUGCUGGAGCUGCCCUACAAUGGAGGCGGGAUUUCCAUGGUGCUGGUGCUACCAAUGAAAGAUUCCAACCUUACUGAGGUGGAAAAGAUCAUAACCCAUAGCAAACUGACCAACUGGACGAACACCAUGUCUGAGACCACCGUGGCGGUUCAGAUCCCCCGUUUCCGCAUCGAGGACAGCUUCAGCCUAAAGGAGAAGCUGCGGGACAUGGGCCUCAACCAUCUCUUCAGCGCAGAGCACGCCAGCCUCCCAGGCAUCGCUGAGGGCGUCGACAACGGCAUUUACAUCUCUGACGCUUAUCACAAGGCUUUCCUCGAAGUGAACGAGGAGGGCAGUGAGGCAGCAGCUGCCACGGCUGUUGUGGCACUCGGCCGCUCCCUCAACGUGAACCGCGAGAGUUUUGUCGCCAACAAGCCCUUCCUGCUCUUCAUCCGGGAAGUCACCAUCAACACCAUCAUCUUCGCUGGCCGCAUAUCCAACCCCUGCAAAAGCGGCUAAAGCACUUUGUUCCUUUUAUUUGAAAUGUUACCAGCACUGGAGGAGAAGGAGGGAGAGGAAAGCCAGUUGUUAUCCUCAUCCAUCAGACAACGAGAUGGUUUUUCAUCACAAAUAAAGAUCUUUUCGCCAUGUCA
Astyanax mexicanus (Mexican tetra) is the source of this 1679-nucleotide messenger RNA. RefSeq names its product serpin peptidase inhibitor, clade C (antithrombin), member 1 (gene serpinc1). The transcript is spliced from 8 exons. Gene Ontology annotation, molecular function: serine-type endopeptidase inhibitor activity. Lineage: Eukaryota; Metazoa; Chordata; Actinopteri; Characiformes; Acestrorhamphidae. Bases 133 to 1545 code for a protein of 470 amino acids. The record is from RefSeq and is a predicted model, not a curated record.